CUAAACAAACUACAAGUAGCAGCUAGAAAAAGAAAAAGUACACCAUAUUUAAUUAAUUAAUUAUUUCUUUUUCUCAAGCAGAUUUUUGGGCUAAAAAUGCAAGAACCAACAAGUUCAUUGGUGGCAAGUUUACCUUCAAGUAGUGAAAGAUCUUCUAGUUCUGCUCUUCAAAUUGAAGUCAAAGAAGGAAUGGAAAGUGAUGAUGAGAUAAGAAGAGUGCCGGAAAUGGGUGGACAAGGUAUUGUUGGAGCAUCAAUGUCCGGUUCGGGUACGUUUCCAGGUCCAGACCAGGUUCAAAGCAUAGGCGCUGGUUCAAAAAAGAGAGGAAGAAACCCAGCUGAUAAAGAAAACAAACGUUUAAAGAGGUUGUUAAGGAAUCGUGUUUCGGCUCAGCAGGCAAGGGAGAGAAAGAAGGCAUACGUGAGCGAGUUGGAGGUGCGUGUAAAAGAAAUCGAGAAGAAGAACUCUGAGCUUGAAGAGCGGCUCUCGACGCUUCAAAAUGAGAACCAGAUGCUUAGACAAAUCUUGAAGAACACUACAGCCAGUAUGCAAGAUAAAAAGUAGAGAAUAGAGAUAGCUUUAGUAGUUAACUAGUUCAUACAUAACUUGUGCCUUAUUUAAGCUUCGAAAGGAAUAAGCUUUUCUUAGAAAUGAGACGUGUUAUUACUGCGGUUAUUUUAUUUUAUUUUUUACUUUUAUAGUUUGUUAAUCUUAGCCCUUUUCGCUUAGACUAUAGCUAAGUAGAAGUAAAAUGUUAUAUGACUGUUAGAAAAGUUAUUUUUAAGAGAGGUUACAUACUUGUGUAACAUUUUACUGCA
Erigeron canadensis is the source of this 818-nucleotide messenger RNA. RefSeq names its product transcription factor HY5-like. The transcript has 4 exons. Bases 97 to 564 code for a protein of 155 amino acids. Gene Ontology annotation, biological process: regulation of photomorphogenesis; response to far red light; red or far-red light signaling pathway. Gene Ontology annotation, molecular function: DNA-binding transcription factor activity, RNA polymerase II-specific. The record is from RefSeq and is a predicted model, not a curated record. Lineage: Eukaryota; Viridiplantae; Streptophyta; Magnoliopsida; Asterales; Asteraceae. Gene Ontology annotation, cellular component: nucleus.